GGCCGCGCUGCAGUACCGCCUGACGCCGGCGGCGGGCGAGGAGCGCGAGCUCCGCUUCCUGUUUGGGCCGGCCUUCGACGACGAGGAGAUCCGCGCUAUGCGGGCCAAGCACCUCAGCAAGGAGGCCUUCGCACGGUCGGCGCGCGACUACGCGGCCUACGUCGAGGCCGGGCGCGGCUGCCUGCGGAUCGAGACGCCGGACAAGGACCUGGACAACUUUGUCAACAACUGGAUGCCGCGGCAGGUGUACUACCACGGCGACGUGAACCGCCUGACGACGGACCCGCAGACGAGGAACUACCUGCAGGACAACAUGGGCAUGAACUACAUCAAGCCUGCCGUGGCGCGCAAGGCCCUCGUCACGGCGCUGGCGCAGCAGGAGGUCACGGGCGCCAUGCCCGACGGGAUCUUGCUGGUCGAGGGCGCGGAGCUCAAGUACAUCAACCAGGUGCCACACACGGACCACUGCGUCUGGCUGCCGGUGACGCUGGAGGUGUACCUGGACGAGACGGGCGACUACGGCCUGCUCUCCGAGUCGGUGCCCGGCAUGCACGGCGACGCGUACACCGUGUUCGAGCGCAUCAGCCGCGCCAUGGACUGGCUGCUGUCGGCGCGCGACGCGCGCGGCCUGAGCUACAUCGCGCAGGGCGACUGGUGCGACCCGAUGAACAUGGUCGGCUACAAGGGCAAGGGCGUGUCGGGCUGGCUCACGCUGGCGACGGGCUACGCGCUGAACCUGUGGGCGGCCGUGUGUGACGAGCACGCGCGGCCCGAGCUGGCGGCGCGGUACCGCGCGGGCGCCGACGAGGUCAACGCGGCGGCCAACAAGCACCUGUGGGACGGCGACUGGUUCGCGCGCGGCAUCACCGACGACGGCGUCGUCUUCGGCACCAAGGCCGACCGCGAGGGCCGCAUCUGGCUCAACCCGCAGGCGUGGUCGAUCCUCAGCGGCGCGGCCAGCGCCGAGCAGCGGGCGCGCAUGCUGCCGCAGGUGGACGAGCAGCUGGGCACGCCGUACGGCGUGGCCAUGUUCGCGCCGCCGUUCAGCGGCAUGCGCGAGGACGUGGGGCGCGUGACGCAGAAGCACGCCGGGUCGGCCGAGAACGGCGCCGUGUACAACCACGCGUCCAUCUUCUACAUCUACAGCCUGUACAUGGCCGGCGAGGACGAGCGCGCCUUCAAGCUGCUGCGCCAGAUGGUGCCCGGGCCGAGCGACGAGGACUACGUGCAGCGCGGCCAGCUGCCCGUGUACAUCCCCAACUACUACCGCGGGGCGUGGCACCAGUUCCCGCGCACGGCCGGCCGCUCCAGCCAGCUGUUCAACACGGGCACCGUGUCGUGGGUGUACCGCUGCUUCAGUGAGGGCCUGAUCGGCCUGCGCGGCGACCGGGACGGCCUGCGCAUCCGGCCGCGCCUGCCGGCGAGCUGGGACGCCAUCAAGGCCACGCGCCAGUUCCGCGGCGCCACCUUCGCCCUCGACAUCCGCCGCUCCGACGACGUCGAGGACGUCGCCGUCCUGCGCGACGGCAAGGCCCUCCCCGGGGCCCGCGUCACGGGUAUCCGUGCCGGCGAGACCUACCAGCUUACUGUGCUUGUGCCGCGGGUAAAUUAAUUUUGGGCAUUUCUCUCUCCCUCUCUCCCUGUGUUCGGUUGAUCACUUCCAUUUCCAUUGCAAGGGAAAACGGCACCUCGUGGUUGGGCAAGUCAACAAAAUUUGGGAAAAGGAAAAUGCAAAAAGGAAAUACAAAAAGUCUGUUUUUUGUUCGGCAGUUUCUUUCUCGUGUCUUUUCUUUCUUUUUUACGCCACUUUGCUUUUUCCCCCCUCCUAUUUUCCUUGAUCCCCCUCCCUCUAGAUCUAGCUAUUGGGUAAUUAGACUGAGAUAGCGAUAUGUGACGUAUGAGACAAGAGACCGUUGACUUGACAUAUGUGAAACAUGACUGCCAACUGCAAGG
Messenger RNA from Phialemonium atrogriseum, 1953 nucleotides. RefSeq names its product Six-hairpin glycosidase-like protein. The record is from RefSeq and is a predicted model, not a curated record. Gene Ontology annotation, biological process: carbohydrate metabolic process. NCBI's taxonomy places the organism in Eukaryota, Fungi, Ascomycota, Sordariomycetes, Cephalothecales, Cephalothecaceae. The transcript has a single exon. Bases 98 to 1612 code for a protein of 504 amino acids.